AUGGCGGAUUCUUUGUUUGAGGAUUUUGUUCCAAGAAAAAGAGUUAAAAAAGUUGAUAAUAAGGAUUACGUAGAUGUAGAUGAUGUUGUUAAGGUUCAUAGUGUUGUAGAUCGUGUAUUUAUUGAUUUGAAAGAUGAUGAAAAUGUUGAUGGUGAAGAAUAUGUUAGUGUUGAUGAAGAUUGUGUUGACGCUCGAAAUGUUGUUAGUGGUGAUGAUGAGGUUGAUGAGAACGUACAGAGUGAUGAUAAAGCAGUGGAUAAUAAAUUUGAUGAUGAGAAUGAAAAAAAUAAAAAUGUUCAAGUCCCGUAUUUGAAUCAGAGAUUUGAUAGUUUAGAUGACGCGGAUCGAUUUAUUAGGUCAUAUGCCCUUAAGAACGGACUCGCGGGUGAAAAUCAAGACAAAAAUGUCGUGGAUGAAGAAGUAUGUGUAGGCAGUAGUAAGGGCACACGUCGUCGGGAUAAACUUCCUAGAAGUGGUUGUAAGGUAAGGAUGUUUGUUGUGAAAAAGAAGAAAAAAGAUUAUUGGGAGUUAACAACAGUUGAAUUAGAACACAAUCAUGAUCUUGUAUCUCCUAGCAAGAUGACUUUGAUUCAACGGGAAAGACAUGUGACGAGUGCGGCAAGAAAUCUUAUAAAUGUGUUAAAUGUGUCGGGUAUUCGCCCUAGCCAAACCAUGAGUCUUUUUAGCAAUAUGCAAGGUGGAGUAAGUAAUGUUGGUUUUGGUAGCCAAAAUAUUAGGAAUGUAGUGCGGGAUGAGCGGAAGAAAAAGAUACAAGUGAGUGAUGCUCAAGCGGGUUUGGAUUUGUUAAGUCGUCUUAAAGAGGAAGGCGGUGGGAAGUUUUUUGUGAAAACUCAAGUGGAUGGAGAAAACCGUUUGAAAAAUCUAGUAUGGGUGGAUCCUAAAUGUUUGAUGGCCUAUAGUAAUUUUGGAGAUGUUGUUGCUUUUGAUACGACAUACCGAACGAAUAGGUAUGCCAUGCCAUUUGUGCCUUUUACAGGGGUCAAUCAUCAUUACCAAUCUGUUCUUUUUGGAUUUGCACUCAUGAGGGAUGAAGUAAAAAGUAGUUUCGAAUGGGUGCUAAGAACAUGGCUUGAAGCGGUUGGCGAUAAACACCCGAACGCUAUAAUCACGGACCAAGAUCAAGCUAUGGCGGGGGCAAUUGCAUCCAUACUACCCCAAACCCGACAUUUGUUGUGUUCUUGGCAUAUAAGCCAGAAGUUCCCCGAAAAAUUGAACACCCUUUAUAUUAAGCAUCCGGGAACAUUCAAAGUAGAUUUCAACAAAUGCAUAUACCAUUCAUUGACGGAGGAUAUUUUUGAGGAGAGGUGGAAAGAUUUAGUGGUGAAGUAUGAUUUGAAAGAUCAUUCAUGGUUGCAAGGAUUGUAUUUGUUGAAGGAGAAAUGGAUCUCGGCCUAUACUAAGAGUACAUUCUCUGCGGGUCAGACCACGACAUCCAGGAGCGAGGGAAUGAAUGCAUUCUUCGAUAGCUAUGUUAGUUCUAGUACAGGAUUGAAGCAAUUUGUUGAGAAUGCACAAAAAGCAAUUGAAAGACAAUUUAUGCGGGAGAAGGAGGAGGACAAUGACACAAAGAAUAAAACCCGUUACUUGAGGUUGAAGACGGCUUUGGAACAAGACGGGGCUUCCAUGUAUACCAAGGAGAUGUUUCGCCAAUUUCAAGUUCAAUUGGUGGAAGCCUCUAAAUACUUUGUCGAGAAGGAUACAGAUCAGUUCACGUCAGGGGAUGAAGUCACACAUUAUAGGUGUUUUAGACCCCUGACCGAAGUCGACAAAAGAACAAUGUAUGAAGUGAAAUUCAACAAAGUGGCCCUGACAGGAAGAUGUGUGUGUCGGAUGUAUGAACAUUUAGGAAUCCCGUGUCGACACAUCAUUGCCGUUUUAAACAAGAAAAAUGUUGCCCAAAUUCCAGUAACAUUUAUUCAACGUCGUUGGACUAGAGAUGCUAAUAGGGUAGAUGGUAUGCUACCUUAUGCUAUGGGUUGCGAUGAUCCAACAUCUACAGAAUUGACACCAACUCAAAGAUUCAACCAUAUGACUUUGUUAACAAUGAGUUUUUGUCAUAGCAGCAUGGUUUCGAAAGAAAGAUAUGAGUAUGCCCUAGAGGUGAUGAAUCGAGAAAUUGCAAAUCUUGAGAAAAUGGCUGUUGAUAAUGUUGAUGCUGCUCCUAAUACAAAUACUGAGAAUCCCAUUGAAGAGAAUAUUGGUGACGAGUUGAACGAGCCGGUACUUGAUCCUAUAGUGUCUCAAACGAAGGGUAGGAAGAAGCCACAACGUUUCAAAAAUCCAAUUGAAGGCCUUAGUAAGAAAAAGAGGAAAUGCAAGCAAUGUCAUGAAGAAGGCCAUGAUAUAAGGACUUGCAAAAAAUUUGGAGACCAAAAUAAGAGUUGUUAG
Messenger RNA from Daucus carota subsp. sativus, 2409 nucleotides. Its product is annotated as protein FAR1-RELATED SEQUENCE 5-like. Bases 1 to 2409 code for a protein of 802 amino acids. NCBI's taxonomy places the organism in Eukaryota, Viridiplantae, Streptophyta, Magnoliopsida, Apiales, Apiaceae. The record is from RefSeq and is a predicted model, not a curated record. The transcript is spliced from 2 exons. Gene Ontology annotation, molecular function: zinc ion binding. Gene Ontology annotation, biological process: regulation of DNA-templated transcription.